CAUCCGCAGCGACUCGAUCUUUCGCCGUGGGGAGGCCUGUGCCGUGCUUGUUCGGCAUCCGCAUGAUGCCUGGUCUGCCCCCCUGGUCGCGACCGCCUCCGACAGCCUCAUUGGCCAUGCCCUUGGCCAGCCGGAUCUUCCCGGGUGCUCCAGACAUGGGAACAUCGGCUUGGUGGCUGCUGCCCAGCAAACACCCCAUCCCUCCUCUUGCCCGGUUCUUUCUCCGUCUAUUCCAUCUCCACCUCCCCCCCCCGAAACCUCGAUCGGGCUUGAUCCGGACUUAUAAUCCGAAUCACCGUCCCCGCCUUCCAUCGGCAAGGACUCGUGCAUCGUCGCAAGAGCGGCACCGAUCGUCUCUGGCGCCUCCGACGCUUUUCUCCGUUGCUGUGGACCUCGCCACCUUUCCCCCAAACUCGCCUCCCCCCCUUUCCAGCCCGCUCCAAGCCGCCUUUCCUCCUCGCUUGGCCCGCUAGCAUCUGGAUCUGCUGCCUGCCAUGUCCUCGCCUGCUGGUGCUGGGGAAUGCUAUCAGCAUCCGCUCGAUCCCGAGUGCCUGCCUUCGACCAACGCCCUGUAUCUGAUCGCCCUGGCCAUUCUCUGGGCCACAUCCUUGCCAUAUCUCGCUGCGGUAUGGCGGCUCAAGUCCAAGCGCCGCUUCGCCCAUGGCUUUGGCUACGACGCCGUCCCAACGAUCGUCACUGAGAUCCUCCACGACCAAGAGUCGCCCCAGCUCGUGGGCAGCCCCGUCGACGACAUCGAUUUGGCCCCUGAGGAGUGGGUCGUCCCCGAGGCCUCCACCGACACCCAGCCCGACAACGAGCUCGACACCAGCGCAACGUACGGAUACUGGAUCGGAAUGCUGCUGCUCCUGCUUGCUGUCGUGGUCGACUUCCAGUGGUCUUGGGUGUCGUUCUUUCACCUGUAUCUUCGGAACGACGACGGCGGCAGUAGCGACGACAGCGGAGCAGGGUACUAUGGUCUUUUGCAAACCGUCGCCUCGGCCCUGGGACCGUUCCUGCCUCUGCUCUACUCGCUCUCGGUCACCCUGCUGUUCCAUGUGGCUCGACAGCCCGAGCCCUCUGGUCCUGCCUACCGCCAAGAACACAUCAAAGCCAGCAUCCGCCCCUUGCUGAUCAGCCUGUUCCUGAACGGCGUCUUCUCGGUCUCGAUCCUGUGGCUCGAAAGGACUCGGCUCGCUCCUGCCCACAACACCAAUGCCAUCAGCCAGUUUGUCUACGUUCUUGUUGUGGCUGAGCUGGCCCUCAAAGCCCUGUGGACCGUCGAUGCCCUCUGGGUCAUUAUCGGAACCAAGGUCAGGGACGUGUAUAUGUACGAUCCCAAGGACCGCAAGCGCUUCCAAUCCCUUGAGGCUACCGCCGGCAUGCUCUCCCGAUACACCUUUGCCUGGUUCAAUCCGAUCAUGAAGCAGGGCUCGGAGCGCACUGUGGAAGCCUCGGAUAUCUGGGCCUUGCGUCCUGCAGAAACCAUCGACGACGUUAUGGCAGAGUACAGCCGCAUCCGCCUGACCAACCGCCUCCACGCGACGGCAUCGUAUGACUUCAUGGAGGCCCCCAACGAGGACGAGGAGCUGGACGAUGAUGCCCCUGUGCCGUUCUUCUCCAUCAUGUGGAAGAUUGUGCGCAAGCAGCUGAUCACCCAGUUCUUGUUUAUCGUUGGGUCAUCCAUCUUGUUUUUUGCGGGACCCUUCUUCCUCAAUCGCAUUCUCAACUGUCUCCAGAAUGGCAACUGCCCAGACUGGCUGCCGUUCUUCUACGUCGGCACCCUCUUUGCCUUCACCGUGAUCCGUAUCCUCCUCGAUAGCCGUGCCCAGUUGAUCGCGCGACAAGUUGGAAUCCGACUCCGCAACGUCUUGACAGGCUUGGUUUACCAAAAAGCACUGCAUCGUGUCCCGCGUAUGAGCGUCGAUGAUGUCACCGGCAAAACCUCCGCAGCUACCACUGUCGGCAAGAUCGUCAACCUGCUUGCUGUCGAUGCCAGCAAGAUUGGAGACUACCUCGGAUUCGUCUCGAUGCCGAUUAUUGCUGCAAUCCAACUCGUCGUCUGCGUCGUUGCGCUGUAUCAGCUCCUUGGCUGGUCGUCUCUGGCGGGCCUGGGCGCCAUGGUCGUCUUGAUGUGUGGUGGAGCCCCGAUCACAUACUACUUCAAGAACAUCAUGACGACGCUCAUGAACAGCAAUGAUGUGCGCUCCAACGCCGUCAACGAAAUGCUGCAGGGCAUCCGCAUUAUCAAAUUCUUUGCCUGGGAGAAGCAGUUUGAGGACAAGAUCACGGCCCUGCGCGAGAAUGAGAUGCGCAAUCGAUGGAAGCUUGGAGUUAUGAAUAUCCUCUAUCGUGUGGUCUGGUACUCGGCGCCCCUCAGUGUGUCGCUUGUGACUUUUAUCGCCUUCACCAAGAUCGCUGGCCAGGAGCUCACGGCCACGAUCGCGUUCACGGCCCUGUCGCUCUUCAAGUUGCUGCAGAUUCCGCUUCAGCAACUACCAGACAUGAUCAUCCUGUUGAUGGACAGCUGGGUCUCGUGGAAACGCAUCCGCGACUUUUUGGGCGAGGAGGAGCUCGAGAAGUACCGCAGUGAGUUUGAUCCGGACCACAGCCAUGGCCAUGAACGACCCUCGAUUGCGCUCAGACAUGAUGCGCGCUUCACCUGGCGUCCGCUCGGCGCACCUGCGUCGCAGAGCGCCGGACCAGGCUCUGCAGCGGCUGCUACUACUGCUUCCAAGUGGUUUGGAAUCAAAGAGUUCUGGAACCGCCUGCGCGGUGUGGUGGCUGCUCCGGUGACUGCAUCUCCUCCGUGCUUUGAGCUUGUUGACAUCAACAUUGAGUUCCCGCACGACAAGCUCUCGGUAGUCUGUGGCCCGACUGGAUGUGGCAAAACAUCCACCAUCUUGGCUCUCUUGGGUGAGAUGCAUCGCGUGCAUGGCGUCCGCAAGUUGCCCGCGCAGACCCCCGUCGCCUACGUGGCCCAGCAAGCCUGGCUCAUGAAUGCCACCAUCCGAGACAACAUCACUUUUGGCGAGCCUUGGGAUGCCGAAAAGUACCGCCGGGUUAUCCACGCCUGCAGUCUGGUCAAGGACUUUGAGAUUCUCGAGGGCGGCGACAUGACCGAAGUCGGAGAAAAGGGCAUCAACCUGAGCGGCGGCCAAAAGCAGAGAAUUGCACUGGCCCGUGCCGCCUACAGCAGCUCACCCGUCAUCGUCAUGGACGAUCCGCUCUCGGCCGUCGAUGCCCCGACCGCGCGCCACCUCUAUCUGCACUGCAUCAUGGGCUUGCUGAGGGGCCGCACGCGAAUCCUGGUCACCAACGCCAUCGGCCUGGCGAUUCCCGGUGCAGACCAUGUGGUCAUUCUGAAUGAAGGCAGAGUGGAGAUCCAGGGAACCGUCGAGCAGAUCCUCAGCCACAUCCCCAGUCAAGCCAACCCCUUCCUCGACAGUCUCUUGGAGCUGAAGACCGCCGUGCUUUCGGAGCGCGAGGCCUGGCUGGCGUUCCAGUACACCGAGCACCGCUUCGAGAGCCCUGCCGAGACCCUGGACACCAUCAGCGCCGACAAGGAGCGACAGACAAAGUCCAAGCUGACCAACGAAGAAGAGGUUGCCAUCGGCAAGGUCGACUAUUCGGUCUACAAGCUGUACUUCCGAGUUUCGGGUGGAUACGUUGUCUUUGCCAUUCUCAUGUUGGGCUACUUUGCCAACCAGGCUUCUGGCGUCUUCCAGGACGUUUGGGUGCGCUGGUGGAGCGAGGCCUACACGAACGAGUCCUUCUCCGCGCUCUCUUCGGCAGCCUCGGCUCUGCCGGUGCCAUUCUUGGACAUGGACGAGAGCUCGCACGCUCUGUCGUCGUUCCUGUCCCGGGCUCAGGCCUUUGUUCUCUCCAACCGAGCCACUAUCACCAGCGCCAGCGCCAGUCUCGCCUCGGUCGGGUCGUUCAGGCCCAUUGAAAACCUGGACUUUUAUCUGAUCGGCUACUUCUUGAUCGGCGUCACAACCAUGUUUGCGAUCACCUGCCGCCUGGCGCUCCACUACUGGGCCCAGAUCAAGGCCUCGCGAACCCUGCACCACUUGCUGCUGCUCAGGAUCCUCAAGGCUCCGAUUCGAUUCUUUGAAGUCACCCCGAUCGGCCGCAUCCUGAACCGCUUCACCAAGGACAUGGUGUCGGUUGACGUUGAGCUCAGUCUCUGGACAGGCGGCGUCAUGUUUUACGUCGUCUAUCUCUUCUGUGUCUUGGUGGCCGUCGGACUCGCCAUUCCAAGCAUCUUCAUAUCUCUGAUUCCUAUCGUUUACAUCUACUACAAGAUCGCCAAGUACUACAUCCGCACCUCGCGCUGCCUGAAGCGUCUGGACUCGGUCUCCAAGUCGCCGAUCAUGUCAUACUUUAGCGAGACUCUCAGCGGCGUGUCCACCAUCCGCUCGUUCCGCAGCGAGGUGCGAUUCAGCAAAGAGUUCAGCUCGCGAGUCGAAGCCUUCAACCGCGCCAACUACUUCCUGGCCAUCUCCAACUUGUGGCUCGCGGUGCGCAUCCAAGGCGUUGCUGCCCUGAUUGUGCUGGCUGUGGGUGUCUCUGUGCUCUCGGCCGGACUCGAUGCCAGUCUCGUGGGCCUCUGUCUCAACUUUGCACUCACAGUGACGGAUGCACUCACGAACCUGGUGCGCGCGCAAGCCGGCUUGGAAAUGUCCAUGAACAGCCUGGAGCGGCUGCAGGAGUACAUGGUCAUUGACCAAGAAGCCCCUGCCAUCAUUCCCAACAACCGCACGUCCCCCUCGUGGCCCGAGCACGGCGCCGUCUCGAUCCAACACUUGGUUAUGAAGUAUGCCGUCGAUGGUCCUCCCGUCUUGGACGACAUCAACCUGAUGAUCAGCGCCAAAGAGAAGGUCGGAAUCGUCGGACGCACCGGUGCUGGCAAGUCCACACUUUCGCUGGCUUUCUUCCGGUUUAUGGAGCCUGUUUCGGGCACGAUCGUCAUCGAUGGGGUCGACAUUCGCAAGAUUGGCCUCGCGGACCUGCGCUCGUCGCUCACCAUCAUCCCGCAGGAUCCCGUCCUGUUCGCUGGAACCAUCCGCACCAACCUCGAUCCCUUCAGCACGCUUACGGACGAUGUUCUCUGGGAGGCCCUCAAGCGCGCCCACCUUGUCGACCCCGAGUCAGCCCAUGGCUCGCGAGUGCAAUCGCCGGUGCCGACCGAUGCACCUGAGCCAGAAGCCAAGUUCAACUUCAGUCUCGACACCACCAUCACGGAGGGCGGCGGCAACAUCUCGCAGGGCCAGAGGCAGCUACUGUGUUUGGCUCGUGCUCUGGCCAAGAAGAGCCGCAUCGUGAUUCUGGACGAGGCCACGGCGAGCGUUGACACCGAAACUGACCGACGCAUCCAAGAAACCAUCCGCGCUGAGCUGUCGGACGCAACUAUCCUGACAAUUGCCCACCGUCUGCGAACUGUCAUGGACUACGACAAGAUUCUCGUCCUCGAUCACGGCAAGGUCAAGGAGUGGGGCACACCGCUCGAGCUGAUCGAGCGCAAAGGCGGUAGCGUCUUCAGGAGCAUGUGCGAGGAGACUGGCGAGCUCAACGAGUUGAUCGAGAUUGCCCAGAGACAGCGAUUCAACUAGGAGAUCGGCCAAGCAGCGCGAAUCAGCUCUGGAGUGACCCCCAUUGAUCCUCGGUGAUUUGGUGGUCCUGCAUCCGGCUUUCAUCGGACGGCUGCGCCUGGAGUCUCCCAGGAGUCCCUCAGACAUGCGAUUACUUGCUGGAUUGUGUUGGCCAGCCACUCUCCAUCCCCUUCCAGAGAGGAUCCGCCUGUAGUAGACCCAGACCAGAUCGACUUGCGCUGGACUGCCCAUGGUCUCUUGAUCUUGAUCGUCCCAUCAUGUUUUCAAUACAAGUCCCUCCGACUCCAACGCA
Polychytrium aggregatum is the source of this 5904-nucleotide messenger RNA. RefSeq lists its product as uncharacterized. Gene Ontology annotation, cellular component: membrane. Bases 495 to 5612 code for a protein of 1705 amino acids. The transcript has 19 exons. NCBI's taxonomy places the organism in Eukaryota, Fungi, Chytridiomycota, Chytridiomycetes, Polychytriales. The record is from RefSeq and is a predicted model, not a curated record. Gene Ontology annotation, biological process: transmembrane transport. Gene Ontology annotation, molecular function: ATP binding; ABC-type transporter activity; ATP hydrolysis activity.